Messenger RNA from Pseudoliparis swirei, 1812 nucleotides. RefSeq names its product cationic amino acid transporter 2-like. Gene Ontology annotation, molecular function: amino acid transmembrane transporter activity. The record is from RefSeq and is a predicted model, not a curated record. Gene Ontology annotation, cellular component: plasma membrane. Lineage: Eukaryota; Metazoa; Chordata; Actinopteri; Perciformes; Liparidae. The coding region runs from base 1 to 1812 and encodes 603 amino acids. Gene Ontology annotation, biological process: transmembrane transport; amino acid transport. The transcript is spliced from 12 exons.
AUGGCUGGCGGAACCACUUGUGCCAAAGUGCUACGCUUCAUUCGGAGCCUGACCCGAAAGAAGCCCAUGAAGCCCGAUGGCGAGGUGUCCAACUUCUGCCGGUGCCUGACCACCUUGGACCUGGUGGGGCUGGGCGUGGGCAGCACGCUGGGGGCCGGCGUCUACGUGCUGGCGGGGGAGGUGGCCCGGGAGGUGGCCGGCCCCAGCAUCAUCCUCUCCUUCCUGGUGGCGGCGGUGGCUUCCGUCUUCGCCGGCUUGUGCUACUCCGAGUUCGGAGCCCGGGUCCCCAAGACGGGCUCGGCGUACCUCUACUGCUACGUGACCUUGGGGGAGGUGUGGGCGUUUGUGGCGGGCUGGAACCUGCUGCUGUCCUACGUCAUUGGAACCUCCAGUGUGGCCAAAGCCUGGACCGGGACCUUCGAUGACCUCUUGGACAACAUUAUUGCUCGAACUCUGGAGAAGCAUACCCCGAUGCAGUCGAACGGCUUGGCCACGUACCCCGACUUCUACGCCGCCGGGAUAAUUAUGCUGCUGGCCGGGGUUCUUGCGUUCGGCGUGAAGGAGUCGGCCGUCAUCAACACCGUGAUUACGGGGGUGAAUGUACUCGUAUUGGUUUUCAUCAUAAUCGCUGGCUGCAUUAAAGGAGACCUCGGCAACUGGAGCAUCAGUCGGGAGACGAUCCUGAAUGCAACUCUUCUCAAGGAGAACAUGACGAUGCACAAUGACACGGUCGACUUUGGCGUCGGCGGCUUCUUUCCCUUCGGCUUCGACGGCACGUUGGAAGGAGCAGCGACUUGUUUCUAUGCCUUUGUGGGAUUUGACUGCAUCGCCACCACGGGGGAGGAGGUGCAGAACCCGCAGAAAGCCAUCCCCCUGGGCAUCGUGACGUCCCUGCUGAUCUGCUUCCUGGCCUACUUCGGCGUGUCGGCCGCUCUGACGCUCAUGAUGCCCUACUACCUGCUCGACAGCCACAGCCCUCUACCUGUGGCCUUCGAACAUGUCGGCUGGGAGCCCGCGAAGUACGUCGUGGCGGUGGGAUCCCUCUGUGCACUGUCAACAAGUCUCCUCGGCGUGAUGUUCCCGAUGCCUCGGGUGCUCUUCGCCAUGGCGAGGGACGGCCUGCUCUUCAAGCCCCUCUGUUACCUGAGCUCCAGGCAAAGCCCCGUCGUUGCCACGCUGUCCUCGGGAGCAGUGGCCGCCGCCAUGGUCCUGUUAUUUGACUUGAAGGCACUCGUUGACAUGAGUUCAAUUGGAACCAUCUUCGCCUAUACCCUUGUUGCAGUGUGUGUUCUCGUUUUAAGGUACAAAGAAGACCCUGGUCUUAUCCGUCGGCCGGAGCCCUUCAGUGUGAUGGGUCUGUUGAGGCCUCCCUCUCAACCCACCCACCGCACCUCCAAAAAUGUCAACGUAGUCACCAUCAUUAUUUUGAUGCUGGUGAUCGUUUUAAGCGUCCUGCUGUCCGAGGGUCUGCUUUCCCUCCGCAGACGAGAGUUGUGGAGCACGCUGAUCGUCUCCCUCCUCAUGCUGGCGCUGGUCCUCGCCGUCGCCGUCGUCUGGAAACAGCCGCAGAACACGACGAAAGCGGCUUUCAUGGUUCCUGGUCUACCCUUUAUUCCAGUUUUAAGCAUCUUCAUGAAUACCUACCUGAUGGUUCAGCUGGGAGGAGAGACUUGGAUCAGCUAUGCUGUCUGGAUGGCAGUGGGCCUGAUCAUCUACUUUGGCUACGGGGUUCGUAACAGCGUCCAGAAGCAGCGGCUGCGGGACGCUCGCGUCCAGCUGCGAGCGGCCGUGAACCCCGACGUGGCGGCGUGA